Messenger RNA from Sporothrix schenckii 1099-18, 243 nucleotides. RefSeq lists its product as uncharacterized. The record is from RefSeq and is a predicted model, not a curated record. The transcript has a single exon. Bases 1 to 243 code for a protein of 80 amino acids. NCBI's taxonomy places the organism in Eukaryota, Fungi, Ascomycota, Sordariomycetes, Ophiostomatales, Ophiostomataceae.
AUGGGAAGUGUGAUCGACACGACGCUUUUGGCUUUGGUGGUGGAUUUGAGAAAGUUGGAGUUGGUAGUGUGGGUAAAAUACUCGUCGUAUUGGAAAGCGCCAGAGAACCGCCUUGAAGAAGGAGCGACCAAGCGAAACCAAGCGGGUCGAAGUGCAAUCCUGAUGCUUUUGAAGGCCAAGGAUCCACUGCUCGCGGGUCGAGGCUGCCCAGGUUUGGAGGAGGCACGAGAGAAUGUUCCUUGA